UGAGAGCGUUGUGUUGUCUUGUAGAAGAGGAGCAGCGAACAGACAGCUGUGCUCUACUGUCCUGCCCAAGAGAUUGGGGUAUUUUCGUGUCACUACGCAGGCAAUCCAUGGGAAAGGUCUGACAAUGUUCAGCUUUGAGGGAGAUUUCAAAACGAGACCCAAGGUUUCCCUGGGGGGAGCCAGUAGAAAGGAGGAGAAAGCUUCACUGUUGCAUCGCACACAAGAGGAGCGCAGGAAAAGAGAAGAUGAACGGCGGAGACUGAAGAACGCCAUCAUCAUCCAGUCAUACAUACGGGGCUACCAGGACCGCAAGCAACAGCACUCCAUCCAGAGGUGUAGAUUUGAUGAGCGAGUGGGGCAGAUCCAGGCGGGCGGAGCCCAGCAGCUGGACGGAGUUAGCCUCAGCCUGCUCACCAGACAGCUCAUCUUCUUCUACAGACAGGGACCAGACGCACAGAGACUGGUCUGGCUGUGUCAGAGCCUGGUGAAACACCAUGGGCAGUUUGUGUCUCUGCUGGCGGGACCACAGAGACAGACCUGCCUGUUCCAGAUCAAGAGGAUCCUGGGCUUCUGCUGCAGGGUGCUGCUGAACUGCAGGGAGGAGAGCCUGAACGUGUCGGUUCCCAUGAGGAUGCUGGAGGUGUUCUCCUCCCAGAGAACGUAUCUCCCUGCUCUGGGAGAUGCCGACAGCGUGGCGUCGCUCCUGGAGCAGAUCCUGCACUCCAUGGUCCAGAAAGGGUACUACAGGUCCCUGUAUGCCCUGGUGAACCACCGCCUGCCGUCCAGUCUGGAGUACAGCGGUGCCCCCUCAGUGCCUUUAGCCAACACCCUCCUGGAACACUUGCUCAGACCCCUGCUCUUCAGCUACACCUCCUGCACACCUGGGGCCAGGCAGUCCGUGUUCGGGGCCUUCACCGAGGACUUCAUCGCUGCUCCUCUCACAGAGCAGAUCUUCCACUUCUUCAUCCCCGCGCUGGCCGACCGCCGCCACGGCUUCCCCUUCGAGGCCUUCCUCGGGGCCCUGGGGGCCUCCGUAUGCUCCUCCUCUUCCUCAAUAGGCCCCUCCUCCUCACACAGACAGGCCCCCUGGCUCUUCUACUUCGUCCUGUCCGUCGGAGAAAACUGCCUUGGUGGUCUCUCUGAGGAGGGUCUCCUGUUCUACUUGGGGGCCCUGAAGACCCUCCUCCCCCUCCUCCCCGUCUCCGAGAGCCACAGCAGACCAGAGGUGGGCAGCGACUCGGAGGACGACGACGACGGCAUUCUGUCCAGUCACAUGCAGGACGACCGGCGGAUGUCUGUGCAGCUGAUAACGGAGGAAUGCGUCCACAAGCUGGACUCCAAGCAGCAGACCAACGCCCUGCUGAGUCUGGUGUGGAGGGACUCAGCCAGCGAGGAGGUCUUCACCAUGAUGGCCUCCAUCUGCCACACCCUCAUGGUCCAGCACCGCCUCAUGGUGCCCAAAGUCAGGUUGCUCUACAGUCUAGCCUUCAACGCCCGGUUCCUCAGACACCUGUGGUACCUGAUCACCUCCAUGACCACCAAGAUGAUCACGGGGUCCAUGGUUCCCCUGCUCCAGGUGAUCUCGCGUGGUUCUCCUAUGACCCUGGAGGACUCCAACAGGAUCAUCCCCCUCUUCUACCUCUUCAGCUCCCUCUUCAGCCACUCGCUCAUCUCCGUGCAUGACAGCGAGUUCUUCGGACAUGAGCUCGAAGAGGGCUUUUCUGUUCAUCCAGGAAGCAGCCAGUCGUCCAUGAUGCCCUUCAGCCUUUUAGAGCUGGUGACUCUGUCCCGCUGCCUGAGGGACGCCUGUCUGGGGAUCAUCAAGCUGGCCUACCCCGAGACCAAGACGGAGCACCGCGAGGAGUACAUGGCCGCCUUCCGCAGCGUGGGGGUCAAGACCAACAUGGAGGUCCAGCAGCGCAUCCUGGCCGAGCAGAAACGCUGGGUCCAGCUCUUCAAGGUCAUCACUAACCUGGUGAAGAUGGUAAAGGCCCGGGACAUCCGGAGGCCCUUCUGUCCUGUGGGACACUGGCUCUCCAGAGAAGUUAACAUCAGAGCUGACCGGGUCACCCAGCUGUACGUCCCGUCCGCCCGUCACGUGUGGAGGACCAGGAGGAUGGGCCGCAUCGGACCUCUUCAGUCGACACUUGACGUGGGCAUGGAGCCCCCUCAGCUGUCCGUGUCGGAGGAGAGACAUCUGGCCAUCCUGACGGAACUUCCCUUUGUUGUUCCUUUUGAGGAACGGGUCAAGAUCUUCCAGAGGUUGAUCUACGCAGACAAGAGGGACGUCCAGGGAGAUGGGCCCUUCCCCGACGGCAUCAACGUCACCAUCAGACGGAACUACAUUUACGAAGACGCCUACGACAAACUCUCUCCGGAGAACGAGCCGGACCUGAAGAAGAGGGUCCGGGUGCACCUUCUGAACGCCCACGGGCUGGACGAGGCCGGCAUCGACGGGGGCGGCAUCUUCCGGGAGUUCCUCAACGAGCUGCUGAGGUCGGGCUUCAACCCCAACCAGGGCUUCUUCAAGACCACCAAUGAGGGGCUGCUGUACCCCAGCCCCACCGCCCAGAUGCUGGUGGGCGACUCCUUCGCCAGGCACUACUACUUCCUGGGCAGGAUCCUGGGCAAGGCUCUGUACGAGAACAUGCUGGUGGAGCUGCCCUUCGCCAGCUUCUUCCUGUCCAAGCUGCUGGGCACCAGUGCUGAGGUGGACAUCCACCACCUGGCCUCCCUGGACCCCGAGAUGUACCGCAACCUGCUGUUCCUCAAGAGCUACGAGGGGGACGUGGAGGAGCUGGGCCUCAACUUCACCAUCGUCAACAACGACCUGGGAGAAGCUCAGGUGGUUGAGCUGAAGCUGGGGGGGAAGGACAUACCUGUGACCACGGCCAAUCGGAUCGCCUACAUCCACCUGGUGGCGGACUACCGGCUGAACAAGCAGAUCCGAGCCCACUGCCUCGCCUUCCGCCAGGGGAUCGCCAACGUGGUCAACCUGGAGUGGCUGCGCAUGUUCGACCAGCAAGAGAUCCAGGUGCUGAUUUCCGGGGCCCAUGUGCCAAUCUGUCUGGACGACCUGAAGAAGUUCACCAACUACUCGGGCGGCUACACUGCCACCCAUCCGGUCAUCGAGACCUUCUGGGAGGUGGUGGAGGGCUUCACGGACGAGGAGAAACGCAAGCUGCUCCUCUUCGUCACCAGCUGCUCCAGACCUCCGCUGUUCGGCUUCAAGGAGCUGUACCCGGCGUUCUGCAUCCACAACGGGGGCAACGACCUGGAGCGCCUUCCCACCGCCAGCACCUGCAUGAACCUGCUGAAGCUGCCCGAGUUCUGCGACGCCAACCUGAUGAGGAACAAGCUGCUGUACGCCAUCGAGUCCUCCGCUGGCUUUGAGCUCAGCUGAGGAGGGUGGGGGGGGGGGGGGGGUCCAGGUGGGUGGGGGGAGGGGGUGGUUGAGUAGGCCCUGGGUGGGUAAAAAAAAAAAAAAGAAGGAAAGAAGAGAAACGCGAUGAUGCACAAUGAGCUGCCUAGGACACUGCGUGUGUGUGCGUGUGCGUGUGUGUGUUUGUGUGGAGGGGGGGGGUAAGGUGUGUGUGUGCGUGUGUGUGUAUGUGUGUGCGGACUGCAGCAGGGUCUGAGGGGGAUGAAGAGUAACACAACAGUAAAAAAGAAUCCAAACACCCCUAGCGACAGCCCCACUCAGAAGGAGGCGCUCCUGUAGGCGGCCUCUGAGCAGGACUGGUGCUGCUUACCGGUGGCACACUAGACCCUUUUUUUAAUUGUAUAGACUUUUAAAUAACUUUAAAUGUUUAUUUUCUUUGCUUCUACGCAUUUAAAGCAGACUAUUACAGACCUAUAACACCCUACAGAAUGCGUCUUUCUUUCCCCGGAGCCAACGAGCCGGAACGUUAUCCGCCUAAAUAUGGAGGACGGUCGCAAACCGUGCCCCAGCAUCAUGUGGUAGAGGCAGACGAAGGUGCCACGUCUGGAGACCUCCAGCCCCUCCGGCCGUCCUGCCGACGCGCCGUCAGAGAGGGACCGGACACAAUCUACACUCUGGACCCUCUUCAUCGUCGUUCAGCCCCGACCGGUCGGCGGGCCGGUGGUUAUAAUGAACAGCUACGUGUGUGUGAAAACGUGUCCUCCGGUACACGUCUCCCCCCCCCCCCCCCCCCCCCCCCCCCCCCCCCCCGUCAGGAAGAGAGACGUGUGGACGAGGAUUGUUAUGGAUGUGUGAAUAUGUACAUGUUUACAGGAAGUCUUGUAUGGAACAUUUAAUCAGUAAUUGUACAGUUAUUUUGUGUUCUUGUUCUUUUCGUUAUGCUUCAUGUCCCUAUGGUUUCUCCGCAUCUACGGUUUCCUUUGGCGGCGUUGAUGAGCAGGAUCUGUGUACCGACGGAGUGAAUAUCGAUGAAUAAACCCAAUUGUUUUGCAA
Molecule: messenger RNA, 4435 nt
Organism: Gadus morhua (Atlantic cod)
Lineage: Eukaryota; Metazoa; Chordata; Actinopteri; Gadiformes; Gadidae
Gene: ube3c
Product: ubiquitin protein ligase E3C
Exons: 24
Coding region: 125-3403 (1092 amino acids)
Biological process (GO): ubiquitin-dependent protein catabolic process; protein polyubiquitination
Molecular function (GO): ubiquitin protein ligase activity; protein binding
Source: RefSeq, a predicted model, not a curated record